AUGGCUACCAAGCUUUACAACGUCGGUUUAAAUGUUGAUGAAAAUUUGACCUUUGGCGUUUUUCGAGAUGAGAACAUACCCACACCAGGCGAUGACGAAUUGCUCAUUGAAACUCUUUACUCUGGAGCGAACCCGGCAGACAUCAAGCAUUCAACUCACCUUGGCAUAUAUCCUACACGACUUGGCUACGACUUCUUCGGCAAAGUGAUCAAGGCUCCCUCAGGAUCAGCUUUUCACGUUGGAGAUAGCGUGGCCGGAUAUACUCCAACAGGAAUAGGUCGACCGGCCAAGUACGGCACGCAUCAGAGCUACUUGGUCUGUCCUGAAAAGAUGGCAUUUGUGGUUCCUGAGAAUCUCCCUCCGGAUCAUGCUGCAUGUUUGAAAGUGGUUGCGAUGACGGCAGCGGAUGCACUGUACAACUUGUUCAAACUUCCUCUGCCUGGCAAAUCAACACAGGGGCUUCCUGGCAACAUCACUGGCAAACCGCUUUUGAUUUGGGGUGCAUCCACUAGUGUGGGAAUAUGCGCUAUUCAACUUGCAAAGGCUAGUGGGGUCUUCCCUAUUCUCGUCUCAGCCUCGUCAGAACGACAUGCUCUUUUAUCAGAACUUGGUGCCACUUAUUGUUUUGAUUACAAGUCCCCUUCUGUGAUUGAGGAUAUCAAAGCAGUGUUGAAGAACUGGGAUUUUGACGGAGUCCCAUACGCCUUCGAUACCGUGGGAAGUCCAAGUGGGGUAGGAUCAGCACAGAUGGUGGCUUCUUGUGCCUCAGAUGAUGCUAUCUUAGUCUCUGUUGUGGUUCAAAAGGACCGUCGUUUUCUGAUGCCUUUGGCGGUGACCGAUGAAGAUGUCACAUUGAGGAUUCCGGGCGUUCCUCAUCGAAUAACAAUUCCAGCACGGAAGGAGGACCAUCAACGUGCACUGAAUGCUCUUCAAUGGGCAGUUAACAACUAUGGAUCCCAGUUUCGACUUGUCUCGGUCGAUGUAUUCAAAGGGCGAGCGGAGGAUGCGCUCGUGGAGUUGAAGAUUCUGGCUGAUAAAGGCCGAGGUUUUGGGAAGCUGGCUAUCAUGCAUCCACUUCAAUGA
Messenger RNA from Penicillium subrubescens, 1083 nucleotides. Its product is annotated as zinc-binding alcohol dehydrogenase family protein. The coding region runs from base 1 to 1083 and encodes 360 amino acids. The record is from RefSeq and is a predicted model, not a curated record. Gene Ontology annotation, molecular function: oxidoreductase activity, acting on NAD(P)H. The transcript has a single exon. Lineage: Eukaryota; Fungi; Ascomycota; Eurotiomycetes; Eurotiales; Aspergillaceae.